Molecule: messenger RNA, 830 nt
Organism: Phalaenopsis equestris
Lineage: Eukaryota; Viridiplantae; Streptophyta; Magnoliopsida; Asparagales; Orchidaceae
Molecular function (GO): antioxidant activity; oxidoreductase activity
Source: RefSeq, a predicted model, not a curated record
GUUAUGUUUAUAUGCAAUCAUUGCCCAUUUGUGAAACACUUGAAAAAGGAUAUAGUAAAGCUUACAAAUUUAUAUAUGAAGAAAGGGCUUGCUGCUGUUGCAAUAUCUUCAAAUUCUAUACGGACGCAUCCUCAGGAUGGGCCUAAAUUCAUGGCAGAAGAAGCAAAAUUGUUGGACUACCCUUUUCCUUAUCUUUUCGAUGAGUCGCAAGAUGUUGCACGAGCAUUUGGAGCUGUUUGCACACCAGAGUUUUUCCUUUACAGAAAGGAUGAGCAAAAGCCUUUCGAGUUAUUCUACCACGGACAGUUUGAUGACUCGCGCCCUAACAGCAACAUACCAGUCACAGGAAGGGACUUGAGUCUUGCAAUAGACUGUGCGCUAAGUGCACAACAAUUGGCAUCAGUUCAAAAACCCAGUGUUGGGUGUGGUAUAAAAUGGCAUCCUGAAAACAGCCAGUAAUUUAGUAAGGUGUUCUAAUUGGAAAUUUCAAAUUCAUCGAGAUGCUGCGACUUCUAAUAAUAAUUGUUGAAUUGUUAUAUAAAAGGCUAAGUUUUUAAUAGUUUUUUUUUUUCUCUAGAAAAAGUUGUACUACGAUAGUUUUCUUAUGGCUAUUGUACUGUGGAGUUUAUUGUAGAAGGCUCAUAAAGAGUACAAAUAUAAAUAAAAGUUGCACCUGCCUAGUAAGGAACAGUGAAGAAAGCUAUUGUAAUUAAUGAGACGAGUUUUGUUGGGUUAUAUUGGCCCUUUUUUUAAUUAAUAGGAAGUUUGCUAUUUCUAAUAAUAGUUAUGGAUAUGUAACUUGUAUGUUUGUUGUAUAUUAAAUAGAAAAA